Molecule: messenger RNA, 1787 nt
Organism: Camellia sinensis
Lineage: Eukaryota; Viridiplantae; Streptophyta; Magnoliopsida; Ericales; Theaceae
Product: 5'-adenylylsulfate reductase 1, chloroplastic
Molecular function (GO): phosphoadenylyl-sulfate reductase (thioredoxin) activity
Source: RefSeq, a predicted model, not a curated record
GUCCAGCCAAUGAUAUCUCGGCACAUCAGAUCUCGCUUGGACUCAAACGUACCGAAACCGAAAACCGUCCAGGUUCAACGAACCUGAAAGAGCCGCCCUUUCUCACCCCCCUGUGGCCAUUUUCAAGCUUUCUCUUUGCAUUUUCUCAUCCUUUUAUAAAUACCCACAUCACACAAACACACUUUUCACAAUCAAACACCCAAAAUCAAAGCAAUUUCUAGAGAAAGAGCUUGAGAAAUCUGUAAUGGCUUUGGCUGUUUCGUCUUCCAGUUCGAUUUCUUCUCGAUUCAGUGCUUCCCAUGAACAACCCAAAGCUCCAAUGGUGGGUUCUUUUCAGCCGUUGGAUCGCCCUCAUCGUCGACCGAUGACGGGCUUGAAUUAUUCUCGGAGACAGUGUUCUGUGAAGCCAUUGAAUGCUGAACCCAAACGGAAUGAGUCCAUUGUCCCUCUUGCUGCAACCAUGGUUGCUCCUGAGGUGGUAGAGGAAGUAGUGGUGGAAGACUAUGAGCAACUGGCUAAGGAGCUUGAAAAUGCUUCACCUCUUGAAAUUAUGGAUAAAGCCCUUGAGAAAUUCGGCAAUGACAUUGCAAUUGCUUUCAGUGGUGCUGAAGAUGUUGCUUUGAUUGAGUAUGCACAUUUAACUGGUCGACCAUUUAGAGUAUUCAGCCUUGACACUGGGAGGCUAAAUCCUGAAACAUAUAAAUUCUUCGACACAGUUGAGAAGCAGUAUGGCAUUCGCAUUGAGUAUAUGUUUCCCGAUGCUGUUGAAGUUCAGGGUUUAGUAAGGAGCAAGGGAUUGUUCUCAUUCUACGAGGAUGGACACCAAGAGUGUUGUCGGGUGAGGAAGGUGAGACCCUUGAGGAGGGCUCUAAAGGGGUUACGUGCCUGGAUCACCGGGCAAAGGAAAGAUCAAUCCCCGGGCACUAGAUCUGAAAUUCCCGUAGUCCAAGUCGACCCUUCUUUUGAGGGAAUGGAAGGUGGGAUUGGUAGCUUGGUGAAGUGGAACCCAAUGGCAAAUGUCGAGGGCCAUGAUGUUUGGAACUUUCUUCGAGCCAUGAAUGUGCCCGUUAAUUCAUUGCACUCACAAGGGUACAUAUCAAUUGGGUGUGAGCCAUGCACAAGGCCGGUCCUACCUGGGCAACAUGAGAGAGAAGGAAGGUGGUGGUGGGAGGACUCGAAAGCAAAGGAAUGUGGCCUCCACAAAGGAAACAUUAAGGAGGAAAAUGUAGGAAAACUCAAUGGCAAUGGAAAUGGAGCUGGCCAGGCCAACGGGACAGCAACAAUUCCCGACAUAUUUGAUAACCAGAGUGUUGUGAACUUGAGCAGGACCGGAAUAGAGAAUUUGUUGAAAUUAGAGGACCGGAGAGAGCCUUGGCUUGUCGUUCUAUAUGCCCCUUGGUGCCAAUUUUGCCAGGGCAUGGAAGGUUCAUAUGUUGAAUUGGCUGAGAAGCUGGCAGGGACCGGUGUGAAGGUGGGAAAAUUCAAUGCAGAUGGUGAGCAGAAGACGUUUGCACAGCAAGAAUUGCAAUUAGGGAGCUUUCCCACAAUAAUUUUCUUCCCCAAACACUCUUCUCGGCCCAUUAAGUACCCCUCGGAGAAGAGGGAUGUUGAUUCCUUGAUGACUUUUGUGAAUGCUCUCCGAUGAUAAUAAACAAGGUCGCAUUAAUGCAAGAGACUUUAACUCUUUAGAGAAGUGAAGUCCAAGGUUCUCCUUCGGUCUACUACGUUUAACUUAGCAAAAGCAGACUUGGAAAUAUGAUCCACAAAAAAAAAUAAAAUAAAAAAAA